Molecule: messenger RNA, 6644 nt
Organism: Ictalurus punctatus (channel catfish)
Lineage: Eukaryota; Metazoa; Chordata; Actinopteri; Siluriformes; Ictaluridae
Gene: ltk
Product: leukocyte receptor tyrosine kinase
Exons: 30
Coding region: 202-4869 (1555 amino acids)
Biological process (GO): regulation of neuron differentiation; regulation of cell population proliferation; multicellular organism development
Cellular component (GO): signaling receptor complex; membrane
Molecular function (GO): ATP binding; transmembrane receptor protein tyrosine kinase activity; protein binding
Source: RefSeq, a predicted model, not a curated record
GAAGAUAAACAGGGCCGAGUAGCAGUCAGUGUCAGUCGCGCGCACGCUGCCGCAGCAUCAGUAUUAUUAUGAAUGAGAGCAGAGAGCUGUGAGAACAGAGCUGCUCUGAAAGUUGUUUAUUAUUAUUAUUUUUUUAAUCAUAAGGAACUAAAAGAGGCUAAAGACUAGCACUUUAUUUCCAGGAUUCUUUACGAAGCAGCCAUGGAAUAUGCAGAUGGACAAACUUCACUGACAUUAAUGUUGUUUAUUUUAACAGCGGAAGGAGGAGUUGUAAUGCAAGCUCCAGCAGUGAGCCGGACCCAGAAGACAGAGCAAGAGAUAGCAGCACUCGUCUCCGGCUCCUCUUCCGGAUCCAUAAGAGAUCUCCCGGACCUGAGACGGCUAGCGAGUCUUGUAUCUUCACAGCAUGACUUGAUGAUCAGGAUCAGUCAUGCUCUCUUGGAUAGAACUGUAGAGGCAAGUUUUCCAAUGCAGUUAAAUCCUCAUCACUCAAGUCCAGCAGAAACAAGCCAAGCCAUUACCUCGUGCGAUUUUGAAUCUCCUUGUUUCUGGAGCAUAUCCAAUCACAGUGCUCGCGGAGACUGGUAUGUCACAUCACCUCAGGAACACUGGGCUGGUCAACAGAGUGUCCAACCAAUCACAGAUCACUCUAUUGGAGAUUCUAAAGGUCACUACCUAGUUUUGAGGCCUGGCUCUGCCCUGUGGGCUUCUGGGAGUUGUACAUUCCACAUUGCAAGUCCUGUAGUGCUAAGCAGUGGCCCACAGUGUCGGCUUCAGUUGGCUUGCUUCCAGCCAGAACCGAGAACAGGAAACUUGUCUGUCUCCAUAAAACUCACAGAUUCUUCUGUCAUCAGCUCACUGACUUCUGUCAGCAGGGGAAAACCUGGCAAUAGGGCAUCUUGGGAAGUAUUGGAGGCAUCGAUUGGGAAAAUGAAUGAGCCCUUCCAGGUAACAGUGCACUACACUUCUUGUAGUGGUCACGAUCUUGGACUGUUGGCCAUCGAUUCAUUGGAGCUGAAGGAAUGUAACAUGGAAAGCAGAGAUUUGGAAGAGAUGGCUCCAGACUGUGGGGAGAACUCAGCUGUUCGUUGUGAUUUGGGCGGCUGUAUAGAUAAAAGCAAAGUGUGUGAUUUCCACAGUGAUUGCCCUCUAGGCGAAGAUGAAGGAUUCAUUUGUGAUAAUUUGCCAUUGGGGUCAUACUGUUCAUUUGAGUUAGGCUCCUGUGGGUGGACAGUCUCUAAUACACAGUUUUCUUGGAACCUGGCCAGUGGAGAACAACUAUCCAGAAGUACCGACCUUUUAGGAACAACACUCCAAAACACUCAAGGACACUUCUUGUUCUUGAAGGUCAGAGGAAUUGCUAAUGGAGAUGAAGCAUCAAUUUACAGCCCAGCUCUUCCUGUGACUCUGUCUAAGCAGGAUUGUCAGUUGCACUUCUCCCUGUAUCUGUAUGGGGAUUUUAAUGGCACUGUGCGUCUGUCGGUGGUAGAGAAUGGUUCUUCAGUGACCCCUUUAGUGUGGGAGAGGGCUGGACAUUGGAAGGACAACUGGCAAGACGUCACUUUACAGAUCACUGACCUCCUAAAUAGGUUCCAUCUGAAAGUGCAUGCCCAGUGGGCUGCUGACUCAGAAGCAGACAUUGCGCUGGAUGAUAUUUCUUUAAGUGCAACAUGUUUUGACACAGAUCUAAAAGCUCUGCUUCUUGGCCGUCAACAUGAUUUGGACUCCAUCAGCCAGUUAGACUUCCUGAGUCCUCUUCCUGAACCUUCUGCCUCAGAGGUGUCUCAGAUUACAUGGUUGUUCACCUCAUGUGGUGCCAGUGGACCUCGGGGCCCUAUUCAAGCACAGUGUGACAGUGCCUAUCGCAACACCAACGUUAGUGUGCUGGUGGGAAAAGAAGGCCCUCUCAGAGGUGUUCAGAUGUGGAAGGUGCCUGCUACCAACAGAUACAAGAUCUCCGCAUAUGGAGCUGCAGGAGGCAAAGGGGCAAAAAACCAUAACAAACGCUCGCAUGGUGUCAUCAUUUCAGCCAUCUUCACACUGGAGAAAGGAGACAUCCUAUACCUCCUGAUUGGUCACCAGGGGGAAGAUGCUUGCCCAGGGAGGAACCCUCUGACUCACAAGGUCUGCUUAGGUGAGUCAUCUGUGAUUGAGGACCGGUUCGAAGGUGAUGGAGCUGAUAAGGAAUGGGCUGGGGGUGGAGGCGGUGGUGGGGGCGCCACAUUCAUUUUCCACAUGGAGAACGGGGAGCCGGUGCCUCUGCUGAUAGCAGCAGGUGGAGGAGGGAAGGCGUAUCUGGAGCAACCUGAGAGCAGUUUGGAACAGAUCCCUCUAGAACAGUAUGAGAACGACACGUUGGCCUCUGGGGUCAAUGGCAGAACUGGAGCCGCAGGAGGGGGAGGUGGUUGGAAAGACUCCUCUACUCAUGUGUGGGCAGGAAAAUCUCUGUUUGAAGGGGCAGAAGGUGGCUCACCUUGCCCCCAGGCCCUGUCUAAAUUUGGCUGGGUGACGUUUGGAGGGUUUGGAGGAGGAGGAGGUUCCUGCACUGCUGGAGGAGGUGGUGGAGGAUACAGAGGUGGUGAUGUGUCCAGUGCUGAUGACCUCGCAGCAGAUGGACAGGAUGGCGUUUCUUUUGUCCACCCUUCAGGAGAGCUAUUUCUGCAUCCUCUGGCAGUCAUGGAGAGUCAUGGAGAAGCUGAAAUUGAAGUGCACCUGAACUGCAGCCACUGUCAGACUCAGAGCUGCAAACGUGAUGAAGAUAGCAGGUUCAUCAUUUGCCGGUGUCAUAACGACGAGAUUCUUUCUCCAGACAAUGUCAGCUGUAUAGCAGAAACACAGGGUUCCAUGGUCGCUGGACACCCAUCCUUGUCUCUGAUAGUGGCGGUGGUGGCGUCCGCUGUGGUGACGGGUGUUGUGUUGACCUGUGCUUGCCUCACUCUCAUGUACUACCGCAAGAAGAACCACCUCCAUGCAGUCCGGGUAUGUUUGCAGAGCCCCGAACACAAGCUGAGCAAGAUUCGCUCUUCCAUCAUCAUGACUGACUACAACCCCAACUAUUGCUUUGCUGGCAAAGCUGCAUUAUUGUGUGAACUGAAUGAGGUUCCACGCAAGAACAUCACCCUUCUCAGGGCUUUAGGGCACGGUGCUUUCGGGGAAGUGUAUGAAGGUCAGGUUCUGGGUAUGAACGGAGACAACACUGCUAUGCAGGUUGCUAUCAAGACUCUUCCGGAAAUCUGUUCUGAACAAGAUGAGAUGGAUUUCCUCAUGGAGGCACUAAUUAUGAGUAAGUUCAACCAUCAGAACAUAGUGCGCUGUAUUGGAGUCAGUCUUCAGAUCCUGCCCAGAUUUAUUCUUCUGGAGCUCAUGACUGGAGGAGACAUGAAAAGCUUUCUGAGACAGAACCGUCCCAGAACUAAUCAGCCCUCCUCUCUGACUAUGCUGGAGCUGCUGCACAUGGCCAGAGACAUCGCAUUCGGUUGCCGAUACCUGGAGGAAAACCACUUCAUUCAUAGAGACAUUGCUGCACGGAACUGCCUGUUGACUUGUCCUGGUCCAGAGAGAAUGGCCAAAAUUGGAGAUUUUGGAAUGGCUCGUGACAUAUACAGGGCCAGUUACUACAGGAAGGGUGGUCGUGCCAUGCUGCCAGUGAAAUGGAUGCCGCCUGAAGCCUUCCUAGAGGGCGUUUUCACUUGCAAGACUGAUACAUGGUCAUUUGGUGUACUGCUGUGGGAGAUUUUCUCCCUGGGAUACAUGCCUUACCCUUGUAAGACCAAUCAGGAGGUGCUGGAGUUUGUGACGAGUGGAGGACGCAUGGACCCACCUAAGAGCUGCCCAGGACCAGUUUACCGAAUUAUGACACAGUGUUGGCAACACUGCCCAGAACAUCGACCAAACUUCUCAGCUAUUUUAGAGAGGAUCAACUAUUGUACUCAGGACCCCGAUGUUAUAAAUACCCCCCUUCCAGUGGAGUAUGGGCCAACUGUGGAUGAAGAGAGCAGGACUGUGACUCGUCCAGUAGCAUCUGGCAGCAUGAGUCCUCUUCUAGUGAGCCGAUCACUGGAUGUGCCUGUGCAGCCUGCAAGCUUUACUCCACUCCCUCAGGUCCAGAAACCUCGAAUGCCUCAGGAGGUGGCCAUACGGGAAGCUUUGGAGCCUUUUUGGGCUGAGCCACCUUCUGCUCCUGGAGCCUGCUCGAGCUCCUGGUUGCAGGUCCCAGAGCACCAACCAUGCUCCAGAUCUAGUUCCUCCUCAGGAAGCCAAAAGCUAAAGAACAACACCAAGAAUCUUUGGAACCCCACGUAUGGUUCAUGGAUUCUGGAGAGCUUUGGGAGGACGGCCCUGUCCCACACCCAAUCCAUGCCUUUGUCCUGUAGCACCACUACGCCGUCUCAUUUUACAUCAACCUCGGAGCAUAACGACUCUGGAACUGAAGCUAAUGUGUCACCAUGCUCAAAUUCAUCACCAGCUCCCUCUCAGAUGAGCUCCAGUCCUCCAGGGUCUUCGAGUGUCAAUACACAAAAAGGGCCGACUGGGGCUGUAGGGGGCUCACUUGCUGCUGUCAUGGAUUUGGCUAAGCUCCAGAGCUUCCCUUGUGGCAAUGUAAAUUAUGCGUAUGAUGAGCAGAGCUAUGAAGCUGAGAGUCUACCCCUAGUAGUUGCCAGGUCUCCAAAACCAAGCAGUAGUUCUGCAGCUAGCUCCUCUCUAACAGCACUGGGCCUGGCUUUCUCCGUUACCCACAAACCAUUGAUCAAGCGUCACGCCAGCUAUGGACAUGAAGAUGUCAGGAGGCAUACCAAGCCAGAGAAACCCACAAGGGACAGAGACUCAGGCUUUUCACUGUCCGAAGAUCUUAGUGUUACUCCUGUGUAGCACUUUCAGAUGCUGAAUUAAAGCCAGAUAUAAUACUGAAAAACAACGUAGCUCACUUCCUGCAGGUUGCCUCGCCUAGAACUAUGUAAAUAGGGAGGCCAGCGACACUCAUUGUGGGUCCAAAGUAGCAGAAAACAAAAGUCAAGACCAUUCCAUUUUUAUUUUUUGUGUGAACAAGUAUUAUGGCAUCAAUAUUGUAUGAAUGGGUAAUUCAUCAGAAGUACCUUGUGUAUAUUUUACAGAAAAGUUAAAACAUCACUGGAGGGUAUUAUGAUGCUUUCAAUUCAUGUUGGAAAGAUCGCAUUUACGAGUUGAACAAACAUGGAAGUGGGAAACUCAGGCUUUUCUUUGAGCUGGGACUGUGUCAGUAAGAAAUCAUGGUGGAAUCAAUGGAGCCAACGCCUGUAGUUGAUGGUAAAUUUAUUGAAAUUGACUACUCGUCUCAGAAGCUGAUUUCUGAGAUGCGUUAUUACGUGUUUGGUAUAUGCAUCAAAUUAUUGCCAGGCUUUUUUUUUUUUAAAGUAAAACAAGCUAAUUAGCUGCACAAACUAUGACAGCAUUGUACAAUUACGAUAUAAUAUGUAAUGAUAAAAAAAAAGGCAAAUGAUGCUCAUUCUUUGUUCUUUUUCCAAUUUCUAGAAGUAGAGUUUAAAAAAACCUUGCUGUAUUUGUUUGUAGUUAAUUAAGAGAAGGUACACCGCCAUCUUGCUCCGACCAAAGUGACCAGUCAGUGAACGCACCUGACCGUAAUUACAACUUCCCAACUCAUACAUACGAUCUUCCCAGGAGGACUUGAAUGCACAUUCAGAGUGUUACUUACACUCUGAAUGGUGACAUCUUUGAUCAAACAAAAUACAUAAAAUAUGUGCUCAGCAAGUCUUACAUGGAUUUUUUUCACAAAUCUGUCUCUGUGUGGCAUCAUAGAGCGAGUGUUACAGAACAGCAGGUCUAUCGCAAAGGUUGAAAUAUCUACUGUAAGUUAUUUCGAGUUUUUCCUUUAAUCAUGAGCUAAGUGAGAACUUGGGCAUUUUUUCAGUUUAUGCGAAACAGUAACCUGACCUUCGCUAUUUUCCCAUUCCCAUGUAUGCAGUUUUUGUUUAGAUUUAAAUUGCUUUCCAUAAUGGUAGAUUCUGCUUUCUUUUCCUGGGUGGGUUUUAAGGCCCUUGAUAAGUUAAUGCACUGCAUUCACUAGGCUUCCCUUGUGUCCCCUGUCUAUUCAGGAGGUUUUGGAAUCAUCCACAUGUUCCCCAUCUUUAUAGCACCCUUAGUGGUGUGUAGAGCAUGCAGAAGAAAUCAGGGCUGCACUGCUUUUGCAAGCAGUCUGAAUGUUCUAACCUGUUAAUACUGCUGUUAAUAUUGGCGCCACACAUUUAGAGGCAGUAUGUGUGUACGAUGAGAGUCAUGGUCCUGAUGAACAACCUAUAAUACUUGGAGAAAUCAGAAUACUAAAUCGACUUGUUUCCUUCUGUCUCCAAACCACUAGCCGCUUUACGCCACCUCUAUUCAUAUCAGGAUCGUGGAAACGAAUACCUGUGAAAAAGACGGUGCUACCUAGCUGGCUGGAGCAGUAGCUAGUAUUUUGGAAAAGUGUACUUUUAUGUUUUGUCACUGGUGUCUCAGUUAUACAGUAUGUAGCAUCCAGUUAUACAGGACAGGAGUGCACUAAAUUAGGUUCUUUCAAAUGGGAGGCCAUUCUAAUCGGGUUGUAAAGAAUUUUCUGAGUGGAGUUAGAGGUUGAGAGCCCCUCUGGCUUGCCUCUGCUUGGAACUUUUGUG